Molecule: messenger RNA, 987 nt
Organism: Erigeron canadensis
Lineage: Eukaryota; Viridiplantae; Streptophyta; Magnoliopsida; Asterales; Asteraceae
Product: protein ALP1-like
Exons: 2
Coding region: 1-987 (328 amino acids)
Source: RefSeq, a predicted model, not a curated record
AUGCCAUUGUCUCAACGGAAAGUCCGAACUAGACACUCUGUUAUACUCGCUGCAUUAGGAACAACUCAAGUUAUGUAUUUUGUUGCUCGUUGGUUUCUUCAGUGUGCUCAUGCCAUGAAUCACAUCAUAGAGUCAAGAACAUUGCGUGAGAGGUACUUUGUUAGUUAUUACGAUAGAGAUAAAAAUAUGAGAAAGAUGGUAUAUCAAAGCGAUACAACGAGUAUCACAAAUAUAAGAAUGAAUAUAUACGCCUUUAGAAAGCUUUGUGGAAUUCUUGAAAGUAGAGGGGGAUUAAGUAAUAGUAAAAACAUAAAAGUGGAUGAACAAGUUGCUAUGUUCUUACACACACUUGCGCAUAAUGAAAAAAAUAGGAUUAUUAUCAAUAGGUUUGAAAGGUCCGGUGAAACUAUAAGUCGAUAUUUCCAUAUUGUCUUAAAUGCGGUUUGUCGACUACAUAAAGAGUUCUACAAAACGCCAGUGCCAGUACCAAACGAUGAAUUAGAUGAAAGGUGGAAAUGGUUUAAGGGUUGCCUAGGAGCAUUAGAUGGAACAUAUAUACAAGUUAAGGUACCUGCUGCUGAUAGAAAACCUUAUCGAACACGAAAGGGUGAAAUAUGUACUAAUGUACUUGGUGUUUGUACAAGAGGCCUUCUGUUUACAUACGUCUUGGCGGGAUGGGAGGGUUCUGCAGCGGAUAGUCGAGUGCUUCGAGAUGCUAUUAGUAGACCAAACGGUCUUAAAGUCACAGAAGGAACCUAUUACCUUUGUGAUGCCGGUUAUAUGAAUGGAAAUGGUUUUUUAAGUCCUUACAGGGGUCAAAGAUAUCAUCUUAAUGAUUGGAAUCGUCCACCUACUACAGCGAAAGAAUUAUAUAAUAUGCGACACGCGUCGGCAAGAAAUGUAAUCGAAAGAUGUUUUGGGAUGAUUAAGAAUAGAUGGAAAAUUUUGCGUGAUUGUCAUUUCCAUCCGAUAGACUCUAUGCCAUGA